AACCUUAAUGGGGUAACAGAGGGAGGGAUUGCGGCUGGGAGGAAACUAUAGAGAUUUAGGUUGCAGUGAGGUCUGUUAUAGAAUGGGGUGGUGGGGUCACAGAGAGAUCACACUGGCUUAUGGGAUUUCAAUCUGUAAACUCCACAAAAGCAUAUAUGCACAGCCAUGUUUUGGUUUUGGUUUUGCUUUUUAAGCUGAGCUCAGGAAGAGGAAUUCUGUCUAAAAUAUUCGUUCUUCUUUUUCCUGCACUUCCCGCUGAUGCCUUUCCCCGUCCUAUUUUAUUCAGUCUGUAAUAAAUGCAAUGUGGGGACUCUUAGAAUAGCAACUCAUGUCCUGUUCUGUGUUAGAAAGGAAUAUCUUCCCCCUCCACCACAUUGAUUACAUGACCACAAGGAGUGGCCUAAAUGUAUUUUAAGGAUGCAUAAUUAUCCCCCAGUUCUUCUUCAGCAGCUGCUGGGAAGUGAAGCAGGUGAAUUAGCUGCAGAAGAAAGGCAUUGAUGUACCAGCUAGUGGAUUCCCUGUGCCGUCAUAGUCUCACUUGGCAUAGAAAUGGGGAGCAAAAACGGAAAGUCAGGUGCUGGGAGUUAUCAACAAUGGGAGAAGACAUUCAGCUUCUUCCGGGUCACACUAAGGCCUGCCUGGCUUGGGGGUUGUGCGGUUGCCGACCUUGCGGACUGAAGCGGAGCAAGCGAGCCAGUCACGGUCCAUCCGCUGGGCAGACAUGGUGUCCUACUGGAGGCAAGCCAGGCUCAGCUACAUCCAGUAUUCCCAGAUCUGCGCCCAGGCUGUGAGAGCAGCGCUGAAACCACAGUUUAAAGCGGAGGCAGAGAAAACGGCAGAAGCAAACGUGAAAAUAGUGAGAAUCAAAAAGGAAUGACGUGCAAGACUUGAUUUAUAAGAGGCAAAAUGAAGACUCAUGAGUGUGCUUGUACGCAACAUAACUGCUUCCUGCUCUGUGAAGGCUCGCGGUAUAUGUGUAAAAUCACUAUGCCAAUAAACAGAAUAUGUUG
Molecule: messenger RNA, 1010 nt
Organism: Zootoca vivipara (common lizard)
Lineage: Eukaryota; Metazoa; Chordata; Lepidosauria; Squamata; Lacertidae
Source: RefSeq, a predicted model, not a curated record